This is a messenger RNA of Vicia villosa (hairy vetch), 1158 nucleotides long. RefSeq names its product putative F-box protein At3g20705. The record is from RefSeq and is a predicted model, not a curated record. Lineage: Eukaryota; Viridiplantae; Streptophyta; Magnoliopsida; Fabales; Fabaceae. The transcript has a single exon. Gene Ontology annotation, molecular function: protein binding. Bases 1 to 1158 code for a protein of 385 amino acids.
AUGCCGAAGAGGGAGAUGUUGCUGAAUGCAACAAAUGUUAAGGUUCCAAGUUAUAUACCUCAUGAUAUUAUCUUCUCUAUUUUAUCUAAACUUCCUCUCAAAUCUUUCAGGCGAUUUCAAUCUGCAUGUAAAUCAUGGUCUCUUUUGUUUGAUGAUCCUUGUUUCAUGAAUAUGUAUGGAAAAUCUUUCUUAGCAAAGGAUUCAUCUUAUUAUGAUGAUAAAACUCUACUCUUACAUCUGUUAGAUGAAGGCUAUGACAACCAUUUAUAUUCUUUUUUUGGUGAGAGGUUUGAGAAUAGAGUUGAAUUAGAGUCGCUAAAGCCGCCAUUUCAUCUAAAUCAUUUUGACAUUUUGGGCUCGGUUAGUAUUAAUGGUAUUCUUUGUCUUCGUAUCUAUAGUAUCUUUAACUACGAUGUUACUAAACUUAUACUGUGGAAUUCAACUACCAGAGAAUUUAAGGAAGUUCCUUCUAGUCCAUUCGGGUCUAUAUCUUCAGGGAGGCACGAUGUUUUUGUUGAUCAUUUAGUUGGUUAUGACAGUAUUAAAGAUGAUUAUAAAAUAAUUCGUAUAGAAUAUGAUACAUCUCUGAAGAUAUAUAGAGAAAUAUAUAGUCUGAGUAGUAACUCUUGGAAGAUACUUGAUAUUGAUGUACCUAUAUGUAAUCUUUACAUUCGUAAAGUAUAUAUGGAUGGAGUUUGUCAUUGGUGGGAUAGAGACGAAACACAUGCAUAUGUAGUGUCGUUUGAUUUCAGCUGUGACUCUGUCAUCAAAACAUUCAUGCCCUCCGACCUAGAUCAUAGGUUGACCAAUCUUUGUACUUGGAUGGUAUUGGGGAAAUUGAUGAUAUUGAAUGGGUCGUUGGCUUUCUUCUCAAAUUACUUAGAAACAUCUACAUUUCACAUUUCAAUUUUAGGUGAAAUUGGUGUGAAGGAAUCAUGGGCUAAACUUUUUGUUGUUGGACUCUCACCCGACUUUAAGUGUUGUAUUGGAGCAGGAAGGAAUGGCAAGAUGUUAUUCAUAAAAGAAGACAAGAAACUAGUCUGGUUUGAUUUAAGCACCGGGAUGAUUGACGAGAUUGGUGUUAAAGCAGUCUCAUUUCGUUGGAACAUAUUAUUCCAAAGAGAAAGUAUUCUUUCAAUUAGAAGAAAUAUAGAGUAA